UGAGUAGAGUGUUGGAAUCUAUUUUGUAGAUGACAUCGCCAAAGUCAAGGAUCGGUAGGAUAAUCAGUUUUACUAGGGUAAGUUUGGCGGCGUGAAUGAAGGAGGCUUUAUUGCGAAAUACAAAGCCGAUUCUAGAUUUUUGAUUGGAGAUGUUUAAUAUGAGUCUGGAAGGAGAGUUUACGGUCUAGCCAGACACCUAGGUAUUUAUAGUUGUCCACAUAUUCUAGGUCGGAACCGUCCAGGGUGGUGAUGCUAGUCGGGCGGGCGGGUGCGGGCAGCGAACUGUUGAAAACCGUUUGUAAUGUUUUGUAGUCUUAACAUCUGGCACAUAAUAACAGCACAAAUACCAGAAAAUAGUCUAACAUUCGUUUUUUUAAUGUUCAUCCAAGUGUUUCUUGCUUAGAGAUUUCGAGAUCCUCUGACCAAUUUUCCUCACUCAAACUCUCCUGUCGGAUUUAUCUACAGUUAUGCACAUGCGCAAAGGGGAUUUAUUUACAAUUAUAAACCUGGUUCGAGCACUUAAUGCUGAUUGGAUGAACGCCUUGGUAUAUCAGACCAUAUACCAUGGGUAUGACAAAAAAAUACUUUUUAUUGUUCUAAUUACGUUGGUAACCAGUUUAUAAUAGUAAUAAGGCACCCCAGGGUUUGUGGUAUAUGGUCAAUGUACCACGGGCUAACAGCUGUAUCUAGGCACUCCGCUUUGCGUCACGCUUAAGAACAGCCCUUAGCCGUGGUAUACAGUGCAUUCGGAAAGUAUUCAGGCACCUUGACGUUUUCCCCAUUUUGUUACGUUACUGCCUUAUUCUAAAAUUGAUUCAAUUGUGACUCCUUGCGGUGGGCUGGGCGCCUGCAGGCUGGACGUUUUUUCCUCAGUUGAACGGUGUUUCCUCCAACACAUUGGUCCAGAUGGCUUCCGGGUUAAUCGUGCGGGUGUUAAUUAAGAAGCGUGGUUUGGCGGGUCAUGUUUUGGAGUAUGCCUGACUUGACCUUCACCUCUUCCGAGCCCAUUUGGGAGUUGCGGCGACGAGACAAGAUCACAAAAUUGGGGAGAAAAAGUGGGUAAAAAAAUAAAUAAACGGAAACAUCACAUUUACAUAAGUAUUCAGACCCUUUACCCAGUACUUUGUUGAAGCACCUUUGGCAGCGAUUACAGCCUUGAGUCUUCUUGGGUAUGAUGUAUAUCUGUCUAAAAACAUAAUCUUGAAAAAUACCUAAUUUUGAGAGCAAUUUGAUGUCGAUGCAACAUUCAAAGUUCUAUUAUGUGCUUCAUUUAGUCAAAUUUCUCAUAAAAACAUAAUGUCUGUCAGUUUUAUUUUGUUAGGGGUAAUAAGUCUUACUGCCAGUGACGGCUAAGGAGGAAGAAGUGUGGAGAACACAAAAUGGCAAGUAGGGCUCCUCCCUCCCUCGGGGAGACCCACCAUCAGUCAGAGAUGAAGAUUGUGCUAAUUGGGGGAAGACAGAUGUGGGAUAUAGAAGCCAGCGGGAAGAGUUCAAUAGGAAACACCAUCCUGGGCAGAGACAUUUUUGAGACAGGAAGAAGAACUGCCCAAUGUGUGAGCGGACAACGGUAUGUGUAUGGGAGGCAGAUAACUUUGAUUGACACCCCAGGCUGGUGGUGGGGUUAUCCUGUAGAUGAUACUCCCAAAUUGGAUCAAUUGGAAAUCAUGAGAAGUGUAUAUCUAUGUCAUCCUGGACCCCAAGCCUUUCUCUUGGUCAUUCCCGUGGACACUGUUUUUCCCAACAUAUUCAAAAGAUCGUUACAGGAACACCUGGAGCAAUUCAAUUGAUAGAGUCUGGAGACACACUAUUGUGCUGUUUAGUACAAUCACUCCCCCCAAUGACAGAAGUUUACAGAAACACAUAAGCGAUUGGCCGGAUCUUCAAUGGCUCAUUAAGAAGUGUGGGAACAGGUAUCAUGUUUUGAAUGUCAAUAACAGGGGUGAUGACACCCAGGUCACAGAGCUGCUGGAGAAGAUAGAAGAAAUGGUGUCAGGAAACGAUGGCAAUCAUUAUGAGACAAACCAAGCUCUGUCUGAAGAGCUGGAAGAGAAGAGAUUAGCAGUGAUUGAAGUAGCCAAACGGAUGAUGACUAAGGUACAGAGACAAAGGACCAGACUCAGAGCGCUGAUCAAAGGAGAGGCAACUAGCCCAACAUACCUCAGGCUUGUGAUUGUUGGGGCACAAUGGGCUGCCAGGAGCUCAGCAGGAAACACCAUUCUGGGGGAAGGUGUGUUUGAUGUUGCUGAUAAUACAAGAAGAACAGUGCACUGUGUGACAAGACAUGGUGAAGUAGCAGGGAGGCAGCUUACGGUGGUUGACACACCAGGCUGGCACUACAAUAGUUCUCUACAGAACACCUCCAAGAUGGAUAGAUUUGAGAUAGUGCACAGUGUGUUUCAAUGUCCUCCAGGACCCCAUGCGGUCCUUCUGGUGGUUCCCUUUGCAACAGCAUUCAACAAAUCAUAUGAGAGAGCUGUUGAGGAGCACAUGGGUCUCCUCACAGAUGCAGUCUGGAAGCACACGAUUGUGCUCUUCACACGAGGAGACUGGCUGGGAGACACAACUGUUGAGCAGCGCAUUGCGAGUGAAGGGAAGGGUCUUCAGUGGCUCAUUGAGAAAUGUGGUAACAGAUACCAUGUUUUUGACAACAAGAAUCGAAGUGAUGCAACACAGGUAAUCGAGCUGCUGGAGAAAGUAGAGGAGAUGGUGGCAGAAAACAGAGGUUGUCCUUAUGAAAUUGACACAGAUGUUUCAGCAGACUUGGAACAGAAAAAGAGGGCUGGAAAAGAAAGAGCUCAAAAGAUCACAAUGAAGGUGCAGAGACAAAUGACGACACUCAGAGAACUGUUUAAAGGGGAGGAACACAUAUUCUCUGAGGAUGAGUUGAGAAUUGUACUUGUUGGGAGAAGAGAGGCUGGGAAGAGUGUGGCAGGAAACACAAUACUGGUUGGAGAGUUGUUUCCGACAGCUUUGACCAAGGAAUUCAGAAUUCAAAACAGAACUAUGCAGUGUGUAAUGCAACAAAAGAGAGUUGCUGGGAUGAAGCUCAAAGUUGUAGAUACACCAGGCUGGUGGAAGAGAACCCCACAGGAUGCACGAGAUUGGAUUCAAGAUGAAGUGGUGCGCAGUGUGUCUCUCUGUCCACCUGGCCCCCAUGCUUUUCUUCUGGUCAUUCCCAUUUCUGCACCAUUUUCUGAGGGAGACCUCAAAGCAGUAGAGGAGCACCUUGGGCUAUUAACUGAGAAAGUCUGGAGACACACAAUGGUGCUGUUCACCUGGGGAGAUUGGCUAGGAGACAGAGCCAUUGAGGAAUAUAUUGAGAGAGAAGGAGAGGCACUCCAACAACUUGUUGAAAAAUGUGGGAACAGGUAUCAUGUAAUGAACUGCCGUGGCUGGGAUGAUAGCUCUCAGGUCACAACACUGUUGAGGAAGGUAAAGGAGAUGGUUGUACGUAACAAAGGGCACAAUUUCACUAUUGAACAGAAGAGUAGGCAGAAGCCAAUGCUUCACUGGUUAGCAGGAAAGGGCAUGAUGACCGAAGAGGAAUGGAACAGGAGAGAAGAGGAACUCAUAGAGCGGAUGUUGAAGGCAGUGGUGGUAGAACCAGAGGAAUCCAAACUGCCAUUUGUACGGGGGAAGGAAAGCAUUGAUUUCUUCAUCCCCAGCAUGAGCUGUGAGACUCCCUCUGAAGUUGGGAGUUCCUACAUAAAUUAUGGAGCACAUGCCAAGGUGUCUGAAUGGAGAGUGAAGUAUGCUGGGAGAUCUGCUGCAUCCUCUGGGCACGGCACUAUGAGUUCAGCAGUCAGUUACAUGGGCGAAUCUCUGGACCGAUGGGAGAAUCUAGUCAAGGAGAGUCUGGGGGACGGCAAGAUAAGGGCAAGGAUGUUGGAUAGUCCUGCAAAGUCAGAGGCCCACACUUAUGGGGUGAAAACCAAACGUAGGAAUUCACAUUGAGCAUAGCUCAAAAUGACAAUACUAAGAGUAAGAAAGUAAUACCUACUUUUGAGAAAAUACAUAACACAUGUACUGUUCUUGGAACAAGCUCUUGCCUUGGCUUGACACAUCUGGGGCAUAAUAUCAGGACCUCAUCCGAGAAUUGCCAUAAGCAAAUGUUCUUGCAGGAUAUUUCAGCUUUGUCAUGGGAGUUUCUUUAUGUUCUUCUUUUUAGUUGAAGAUGGUGGCAGAUUACUUGUAUCUUUCCAUGUAUUUGUGUACAUAUACCCUGAGUGUACAAAACAUUAGGAACACUUGCUCUUGGUUUCACCAGGUGAAUCCAGGGGAAAGCUUUGAUCCCUUACUGAUAUCACUUGUUUAAUCCACUUAAAUGAGUGUAGAUGAUCAGUAAGAGACAGGUAAAGAAGGAUUUUUAAGCCAUUUGAAGCAUGGAUUGUAUAUGUGUGCCAUUCAGAAUGGGCAAGACAAAAGAUUUAAGUGCCUUUGAAUGGGCAUGGUAGUAGGUGCCAGGCACACCGGUUUAUGUCAAAUACUGCAACACUGCUGGGGUUUUCAUGCUUAAGAGCUUCCCAUGUGUAUCAAGAAUGGUCCACCACCCAAAGAACAUCCAUCCAACUUGACACAACUGUGGGAAGCAUUGGAGUCAACAUGGGCCAGCAUCCCUGUGGAACACUUUCGACACCUUGUAGAGUCCAUGCCACAACGAAUUGAGGCUGUUCUGGGGGCAAAAGAGGGUGCAACUCAAUAUUAGGAAGGUGUUCCUAAUGUUUGGUAUACUCAGAGUACAUUAUCAAGUCAAACCAAUUAACAAAUGAUAUGUUGACCAGAUAUGUAUGUGACUACUAUAUACUACUAUUCUACUAUUAUGACUCUUUCAACAUGCCACUGAAAAGAUUGAGAGCUGCAAUUAAUUGUGUUCCUAAUGCUUUGUACACUCAGUGUAUGUUGACAGAGAUGGGCAGUAUUUCUGUUACAUGUAUUUGAAAUAUGUAUUUCCAUUAACUUUGUGUAUUCCGUCAUUUAUAUUUCACUGGCCUGAACAAGAAUUAGAUUAGUUUUGUAACAAUAAACUUUAGAGAUCUGUAUUUUUGUAUUUUGUGUAAAUGUAAAUGAGCACUUGCAAAGCACACAUGGUAUUAUUUUAAUGAGCUCCGUACCCAAACAAGCAAGAGGCUUGACUCCACCCUAAAAUCUGGCUGUGCAAAAUUACAGCGUUAAUCAGUGUGAAGUGGGGAUAUUUUUGCAUGGAGGUCUAUGAGAGAGUCGAAUUUGGUCAAAAUAAAAUAUAAUUGCUCAUGUGCUAUGUGAGGCUUAUUUGAUCGAAUAUGCGUUUUUUUAUGUGUAGGUUCUAAAAAAUUUACUCAUAAACAGUCAGGUUCACAAUUAUUGGCACCCUUGAUAAAGAUGAGCAAAAAAGACUGUAUGAACUAAAUAAUACAAAUACUGAAGCAAAAACAAAAAAUGAUAUAUAUUAUUUGAAAGUAAUACAAUUGCUCAGAGAAAAAUAUUUUGUAAUAUAGUAAUAAAAAAAUCUAAAAAAGAUUACCCCUGUUUUCAAUGAAACUUUGAGUUAGGUGGUAUCCAGACUAGAAGAAACCACGUUUUGGCUAAAAUGUCCUGGUACUUGGUACAGUUCAUGAUGCUGCUGACCUUAACAUGGGUACCAGGAUCAGUGGAGGCAAAAUAGCCCCAUAACAUAAAAGAUCCAUAUGUUUCAGUUUUUCGACGCCAAACCUACCACUGGUGUGUGUGGCUAAUGAGCUUUAUUUUCAUGUCAUCUGACCAUAGCACCAGUUUCAAACCAAGUGCCAAUGCUGUUUAGCAUUCCAGGCGGUGCUAUGGUCAGAUGAUACGAAAAUAGAGCUCUUUGACCACACACACACUAGUGGUGGGUUUGGCAUCGAAAAAACGUAAGUAAAAUCUUUGUUAAAAUACAAAUUGUUUGGGGCAGAGCUCAUUAGAAUAGUUCUCAGUUUGCACAUUUACAUUUAGGUAAUUUAGCAGACGCUCUUAUUAAGAGCAACUGAGGUUGAUAAACAACCACAUAAAACAGUCAUAACAAGUCAAACGUUUAUGUAACCUUUACUGAGAAUGUAGUUGUAGUUUGGGGGUACUUGCAGUGGUAGUUUUGGUGUUUUAGUUAGAUACAUUACUUGGCAAAAGUAUCUUUGCCCAUCUCUGUAUAUUUAUUGUUGUUUUUUAUGUCCCUUUUGUAUGGUGUUUUGGACCAAAUGACUCACUUUUUGGGGAUAAUAAAGUUAAAGAUAUGCUUUGGAA
This is a messenger RNA of Oncorhynchus kisutch (coho salmon), 6231 nucleotides long. Its product is annotated as GTPase IMAP family member 8. Bases 1984 to 3954 code for a protein of 656 amino acids. The transcript has 6 exons. Gene Ontology annotation, molecular function: GTP binding. The record is from RefSeq and is a predicted model, not a curated record. NCBI's taxonomy places the organism in Eukaryota, Metazoa, Chordata, Actinopteri, Salmoniformes, Salmonidae.